CAGGAAAUUCCCUGGGAGGCCAACCUUCGUUUACAUUAGUUUGCUUUAGCACACCAGUCGGAGGUGUGUCACAUUACAGCAGAAAACACCCGUCAGCUCCAUCAGACUUGGAUUUGGAGACCAUGGAGGCCAAGUUAAAGAAGGAGUUGGGGACCUCGGUGCUUAAGCCAACUGGACACUCCGGAGGCGGAUGCAUUAGCGAGGGCCAAAGUUAUCAUACCGACACUGGGACAGUGUUUGUGAAGAUAAAUCACAAGAGUCAGGCCAAACUGAUGUUUGAUGGGGAAAUGGCCAGCUUGAGUGCCAUUUUACAGACAGAAACUGUGAAAGUCCCGAAGCCUGUGAAGGUGAUUGAGCUUGACACAGGAGGAUCUGUGUUCGUGAUGGAACAUGUGGACAUGAGAGGUCUUAGCAAGUACUCAAAACAACUUGGAGAGCAACUGGCAGAUCUGCAUCUUCACAACAAGAGGCAACUGGACAAACAAAAUAAGGAGCAGAAGACAGUGGGAAAAGGAGCUGGGCAGUCUGAGAUGCCUGUUGCUGAAAAAUAUGGUUUUCAUGUAACUACAUGCUGUGGAUACAUACCACAGAACAAUGAGUGGCAGGAUGACUGGGUGGCAUUUUACUCCCAGCAGAGGCUGCAACACCAGCUUAACCUAGUGGAGAAGUCCUAUGGAGACAGGGAGGUCAGGGAACUGUGGUCACAGCUGCAGUUGAAGAUCCCCCAGAUGUUCUCAGAUGUGGAGGUUGUACCUGCUCUUCUCCAUGGAGACUUAUGGGGAGGCAAUGUGGCAGAGUGUGAAGAUGGGCCAAUCAUCUUUGACCCGGCUUCCUUCUAUGGCCAUGCAGAGUUUGAGCUGGCCAUUGCUGGGAUGUUUGGCGGCUUCAGCGGCUCUUUUUACUCUGCUUACCAUGACAAGAUGCCAAAGGCACCAGGCUUCGCAAAGAGAAACCAACUGUACCAACUGUUUCACUAUCUGAAUCACUGGAACCACUUUGGCGGAGGCUACAGAGGCUCGUCUCUAAAGAUUAUGAAGGACUUAGUGAAAUAAUUGCACACUCAUCCGCUUGUAGGAAUCUUGAAACUUUUAUGAAGUUUUAUGAAAUUGUUGACAGACACUAAUUUACUGACCUGGCAUUGCUUUUAAUCACUGAAGAGAGUAAUUUAAGAUAUUCCAGAAUCAAGUGGACACAGAGUUGAAAGCAUUCCCAUAUCAACCUCCCAAAAAGACAUGAAACCUAACUUUUAUUUGUCUUAAAUUAUAUGACUGAAAAACAGCUUGUAAGCUUUAUUUUCCAACCUAUAUAUUUUUUGCAGUGGUUUCCUUGGUCACCCAUGCACUUGGCAUGAAACUCAACAUGCAUACUGACUGAAUGAUUAUUUAUGCCUUUGGUGGCAUGAUGAUAUGCAUAUUGCAACCAGCAAAAUGUCUUUGUUUACUAAUAGAUGUUGCAUCAUUAGCUGAUUUGUCAAUGCCUAUCAAAAAAUAAAUCAUACUCCCACUUUCUGAGA
Molecule: messenger RNA, 1513 nt
Organism: Myripristis murdjan (pinecone soldierfish)
Lineage: Eukaryota; Metazoa; Chordata; Actinopteri; Holocentriformes; Holocentridae
Gene: fn3krp
Product: fructosamine 3 kinase related protein
Exons: 6
Coding region: 123-1052 (309 amino acids)
Source: RefSeq, a predicted model, not a curated record